This is a messenger RNA of Penaeus vannamei (Pacific white shrimp), 660 nucleotides long. Lineage: Eukaryota; Metazoa; Arthropoda; Malacostraca; Decapoda; Penaeidae. The record is from RefSeq and is a predicted model, not a curated record.
AUGAAUGAGAUGUUCAUUCUUGUUAAUCUUAUUGAUAUUGAAACACACCAGAAAUGCAAUCUUAGACUGAGUCAGACAGAUUUUGUAACAGUACUGGAGUCAAUAAAGUUAAUGACAAAAGCCUUUGCAGUAUCAGGGACAGACGUACUUGACGAAGCUACUGAUGUGGUUUCCACUCUAUAUAAGUUCAUCUCUUACAGUCUAAACAGUCUGCUUGGAGGUGGACUUAUGACAGGGGAAGUGGUGGAAAUAUGUGGUGGAUGGGGUGAGGGGAAGACCUCCUUGUGUGUGCAGCUGGCUCUCCAUGCAGCUCUAAGACAGGGGCUGCACACCCUCUUCAUUGAUCCAAGUGCAAGCGUCUCACCCUCUAAAUUGGCUCCUUUUAUCGAGGCUUUGUCAGAGGAAGAGGAAGUUAUGGAGAAAGCCCUCUCCCGCAUCAAAGUAACAUCUCCAGCAGACAUCUGGGGCUUGUUCCGUGCUUUAGAGAAGACCUACCAUCCUUGCAUAACAUUGGAUGGUAGUGCCGGAAGUAGUAGUGGUAGUAACAGCCAAAGUGCAGGAAAACUUAAGCUGGUGAUAGUGGACUCUCUCUCGAACUUGGUCAUGCCUCUUCUGGAUGGAACGCGGAAGGAAGAGAAGUGUCACUCAUGUUUUUAUUAA